UGCAAUCCCAGCAGAUUCACUACACAGCUCUCGUACGUUGAGCAGUAUAUUACACGAGCUGAAAGUGAAUUGGAGUUAGUUUUGUUAGCAUGGCGAGGUUCGCUACGCUGGCCGUGUGCGCGGCGGCGCUCCUGGUCGCCGUGGCGGUGGGCGGCGCCACGGCGCAGGGCGUCGGCUCGGUCAUCACGCAGUCGGUGUACGACAGCAUGCUGCCCAAACGCGACAACUCGCUGUGCGCCACCGGGUUCUACACCUACGACGCCUUUAUCGCCGCCGCCGCUGCCUUCCCGUCGUUCGGCACCACCGGCAGCGCGGACGACGUGAAGCGCGAUCUCGCCGCCUUCUUUGGCCAGACAUCACACGAGACCACCGGAGGGAGGCAAGGCGCUGCCGACCAGUUCGAAUGGGGCUACUGCUUCAAGGAAGAGGUAGACAAGGCCACCUCUCCGCCCUACUAUGGACGUGGACCCAUCCAAUUGACAGGGCAGUCCAACUACCAGCUAGCCGGGAACGCCAUUGGAGAGGACCUGGUGGGCAACCCUGACCUUGUGGCGCAGAACCCAGUGGUGUCCUUCAAAACGGCAAUAUGGUUCUGGACGACGGCGCAGGGCAACAAGCCAUCGUGCCAGGACGUCGCCCUGAACCGCUGGACACCGACGGCUGCCGACAACGCCGCGGGGCGGGUGCCCGGAUAUGGCGUGAUCACCAACAUCAUUAACGGUGGGCGCGAGUGCGGCAUGGGCCAGAACGCGUUCAACGAGGACCGCAUCGGCUACUACAGACGCUACUGCACCAUCCUCGGCACGGACCCUGGGGGCAACCUCGACUGUUAUACCCAGCAGAACUUCGCCCAAGCCUAGAACUUGUCUAUGCGCUAUGAGUUAUGAAUAAUCGGCAUGUAGUAUAUGCCACAUGUGCAAUAAAUAAUUAAGGAAGAUUUUACAUA
Molecule: messenger RNA, 946 nt
Organism: Lolium perenne
Lineage: Eukaryota; Viridiplantae; Streptophyta; Magnoliopsida; Poales; Poaceae
Product: chitinase 8-like
Biological process (GO): defense response to fungus; cell wall macromolecule catabolic process; carbohydrate metabolic process
Molecular function (GO): chitinase activity
Source: RefSeq, a predicted model, not a curated record